Molecule: messenger RNA, 2054 nt
Organism: Prosopis cineraria
Lineage: Eukaryota; Viridiplantae; Streptophyta; Magnoliopsida; Fabales; Fabaceae
Product: digalactosyldiacylglycerol synthase 2, chloroplastic-like
Biological process (GO): galactolipid biosynthetic process
Cellular component (GO): chloroplast outer membrane
Molecular function (GO): digalactosyldiacylglycerol synthase activity
Source: RefSeq, a predicted model, not a curated record
CCGAACGGCUGUUGUCAACGAAAUGAAAGGGACGAGAGGAGACGGCCCUUAACUUCUUCAGAGUCACACCAAGAAGAAGACAUAUUCUCUCUCCUUCAAGUCUCGUUCGUCUCACUCAUUUCCUUCUUCUUUCCUAUGUGCCCUAAUUUCCUCAAUCAUUUCACUUCCAAAUUCCUUUCCUUUCUCGAAUCUGAUCUUCUGCUUCGAUUAAGUUCUUGUUAAACUCUCCGAGGGAAGGCCAUCUGGUAAUAUUCUAAAGCUGCAUUUUAUAGCUGCUUUUCAUCUGCAAGUGAGUUCAAAAGUGUGAUGAGAUUUUAUAAUUAAAUCUGAUAACAAGAUGGAUAGGAGACAACAUAUUGCUAUUUUUACAACUGCUAGCCUUCCAUGGUUAACGGGAACUGCUGUGAAUCCUCUGUUUCGUGCUGCAUAUCUGGCCAACAAUGGGCAAAGAGAUGUCACUUUGGUGAUCCCUUGGUUAUCUAUAGAAGAUCAAGUUCUUGUAUAUCCCAACAACAUUACAUUUGGUUCACCCUUAGAUCAAGAGAAAUAUGUCAGACGAUGGCUUGAGGAGAGGGUUGGAUUCACAUCUAAUUUCAAUAUAAAGUUUUAUCCUUCGAAGUUUUCUAGAGAUAAAAGGAGCAUUCUUGCUGUUGGAGAUAUUUCAGAAAUCAUCCCUGAAAAAAAAGCAGAUAUUGCUGUUUUGGAGGAGCCAGAGCACCUAACAUGGUAUCACCAUGGUAAAAGUUGGAAAGCUAAAUUUCAGCUAGUUAUAGGAAUUAUUCACACUAAUUAUUUGGAAUAUGUGAAGAGAGAGAAGAAUGGAAGGAUGAUCUCCUUUUUGUUGAAAUAUAUGAACGAUUGGGUUGUUGGUAUAUAUUGUCACAAGGUAAUUAGACUAUCUGCUGCUACCCAGGACUACCCUCGUUCCAUCGUGUGUAAUGUUCAUGGAGUUAAUCCUAAAUUCCUUGCAAUUGGCAAGAAAAAGGUAGAGCAACAACAGAAAGGAGAUCAAGCCUUUGCCAAAGGUGCUUACUACAUAGGGAAGAUGGUAUGGAGCAAAGGAUACAAGGAGCUGCUUAAACUUCUUCGCAAUCACCAAAAGGAAUUAGCUGGGCUUGAAGUUGAUUUAUUUGGCAGUGGAGAGGAUUCAGAUGCAGUUCGACAAGCAGCAAAGAAGUUGGAAUUAGCAGUUAGAGUUCACCCAGCAUGUGAUCAUGCUGAUCCUCAAUUUCAUGAUUACAAGUUGUUUCUAAAUCCUAGCACAACAGAUGUGGUUUGCACGACAACUGCUGAAGCUUUGGCUAUGGGAAAAGUUGUUGUAUGUGCCAAUCAUCCCUCAAAUGACUUCUUCAAGCAGUUCCCGAAUUGUCGAACAUAUGACAAUGAUAAAGGGUUUGUGAAAGCCACACUAAAAGCGGUGAGUGAAGAGCCUGUUCAACUUACUGAUGCUCAUAGACACGAGCUUUCAUGGGAGGCUGCCACCGAACGUUUUCUCAAGGUUGCUGAACUGGACAAGCCACUUGUGAGACAGUUGUCAAAUAGUACAUCAAAUAGCUACAUGUCUGCAUCAUUAACUUUGCAGCAGAGUGAGGAUGUAUCGACAUAUAUACAUCAUAUUGCUUCUGGGUUUGAAGUAUCUAGAAGACUAUUUGGUGCAAUUCCAGGUAGCUUGCAACCAGAUGAACAGCUAUGCGAGGAGCUUGGGUUGGCUAUUCCUUCUGGGAAUCAAGGGUCAAGAAAAUGAUUUGAGACACCUGUAUUUUUUCAAUUUGAGGUUUCUUGGUUAUUGUGGUCCAAAGGGUACAAAUAGUGCAUAGGUGCAAAGGAUCUGUUCAUGUCAUUUUGGGAAAAGGCUUGAUGCAUAGGAUCUAUAUUCUUCACAGAACGCAUCCCUUUUUAGAGGCAUGAAACCUGUGGAAAAGCAGUUCAAUUGUAGGGUCAACUGAUUAGUUGUGAGGCAAAUCAUUAUUGUAUCAUCUGUACGAUGAAUGAUGAUUCACUGUAUUUAUUGUUCAUAUUACAACCCAAUGUAUAAUAAUAUGUUGUCCCUGGAA